This is a messenger RNA of Bradysia coprophila, 1771 nucleotides long. RefSeq lists its product as uncharacterized. NCBI's taxonomy places the organism in Eukaryota, Metazoa, Arthropoda, Insecta, Diptera, Sciaridae. The record is from RefSeq and is a predicted model, not a curated record. Gene Ontology annotation, molecular function: protein binding.
UCUCAACAUUCUUUAAUCAAUUUCACAUUGAUAGCGACGAAUAUAAUCAUCACAAAACUGCAUAUAGCAGAGAAAUAUUAAUCAUUGUGGAGUUAGCGAGCAUACAACAAGCAUAGACAUGGGUUUAUAUAAUUUCCUGCUGAAAAGUUCGAUCAGCAUCGUCCUACUCUUGAUAUUCCAACGAUUCGGAACAAUUACCGGUUUGGAAGUGAAAUGUGUGUCGCAUGAAACCGACUCGUGUGAGGUGUUGGAUCCGAUCAACGGCAACGAUGCAUCGCUAACGGUAAUCACCGCACCAAAUCAGGAUGAUAGGACCAUCCAUUAUGUCCAUCUAUUGAACGUAUCGGACGCCAUUCCGAGAAUAUUUUUCCAACGUUUUCCUGGUAUUUACCAUGCUCAAAUCAAGCCCGGUGUUACGGCGAUUUCGCCAAGUGAUUUCACCGAUGCGAAAAGCUUAGGUUAUCUGAAUUUGAAGGAAAAUCGUUUGGAAAUUGUACCGAAAGAAGUAUUCGGUGGUGCUGUUGUUUUGGUAGCGGUCCACCUGGACUCGAAUGGUAUCCGUGACAUUGAAGAUUAUGCCUUCGACGGUGCAACCAAACUGGCCAACAUUUCACUUAACAAAAAUAAGUUGACAAUAAUACGAACAUCAACUUUCGCUGGUGCGACCAGUUUGGAAAUACUCGAAUUGAAUGAAAAUCAAAUCGAAGUAGUAGAAGAGGGAGCUUUUGAUAGUAAAACUUUAAAGGAACUGUUCUUCGAAACGAAUCGAGUGAAACAACUGCCUGACAAUAUAUUUGCCAACACUCCCAACUUGGACAUUGCUUACUUCGGUUCGAAUAGAAUGACCGAAAUCGGCAGAGCCUUUUACAAUAUAAAACAGUUGGGCUACGUAGACUUUGCUCAUAACCGAUUGAAAGACGUCGAUCUCUACGACUUUGUGAAAGCCAAUCCGCACCUGAAAUCUAUUUAUAUGGAAGACACAUAUUUCGACUUCAAAAAUCAAGCAAAACCGGGCGAAGCAUUUCCUAAUAAAUUGGGCAACUUGUACCUCACCAAUAACAACAUUUCAAUUUCCAAUUUUCUGGAUCACUUGGAAGCCUUCAAAGAUCUUCAGUGCAUAGACAUUGCAUUCAACAAUAUCACUCAAAUUAAUGGCAUUGAGACCAUUGGACAGAGAUUUCCAAAGCUUAAACGGAUUCUGUAUCCCGGCAAUCCGUUGAGCUGUGCAUGGAUAGAAUCAACGUCGUUCGAUAGAACAAUGUUUUAUGUUCCUGCAUAUCAUGAGUCUGACUUCAAUGCUUCAGACUAUUCGGUGGUCGAUGGAAUUUAUUGUAAGUAAAUUCCAUUUCUGAUGUAGAAUGUCAUUGCAUUCGUGAAUCUCCACUAAUAAAAUUAAUUAUUAAUUAUUUUUUCUGUGUUUGUGUGGGAAAAAGUUUGGUAAUAUACAACUUGCUUGGUCUUCUGGAAGUAUUUUAUUAUUGUUAUUCGGGUUUCAAAACCCUUAAAUACACAAUCUUACACUGACUGCGAAAUCGCACCUUGUCAGCACCUUGUCAGUUUGCUGUCUACUGAAAUGUAUGGAAUUUAUGAAAUUUUUAUUUUUUUUGGUUGGUACCAUUUGCUAUGCAGUAAGUGAAUAUUAGCGCGAAUACUUUGAAUAUGUAGUUUCAAUUUGAUUUAUAAAAAAAUUAAAACAAUAUUUACCCAUGCCGUAGAAGUACUUUUGUCUUAUAAAAUCAUAAUUUAUCGAAAUAAAAUAAAAAGUCCUGAA